UUUAAGAUAAGGCACCUUGUUCGAACGAGCUAUUCGUAUCUGGCCACAACAACCGGUUCACUCCGAUAACAUGCAGACGAUGGAAUUUUCGCGAACUUUUCGGUCGGCGCACUUCAUCGCGCUGGCAUCACGCUCCGAGGCGGCACUUGCGAACAGGUAAACGGGUUGCGCAGAUCGUUUGUGCCAAAUUGUAUUUUGUGUGUUUUUUUUUGUUGUCUUCCUGUUGGAGAUUGUCAUCACGUGACUAUGCGAGACACAGUACUAUCUCCUACGCCUCCGUUACGAGUGUUUGGUUGGGCCGUUCCAUAGGCCAAAUAGUUGUGCCGUGGUCCGUCAUUUUCGUGUGCGUGGCUUGUACUUUCCACAUCGCCAUUCAGGCCAUCGGCAGUGUCACCGUCGUCGAGGUUGGUCGCGUCCAGUGAGCUGUUCCGAAGUAGUCGACAUCCGUCGGUCUUGGUGGCUGUCGCACGUGCUGUGCGCACGGUCGCGUGGGCGCAACCACACAGACCAUAAGACCGUUCGAGUCAAACAAUCGGGUUGCGGAUAUGUUUACCGAAGAACCAUUUGUUGAACCGUGUUCAUUUGGGGUUUCUCGUUGCUGAUACAUAUUGAAGAAACGCUAUCAAAUGGUUGUAAAGUGACCCGAUAGUAUAGUUCAUUGGCGAGAAAUGGCAAUCGUAUCGAGCUACUGUAAUAACGGCUUCUCUCUGUCCCGAAGAAAUGUCGAAAUUCAUUAUUUGCUAAGGUCAUGCUGAUUUGUCAACACUCCUGAGAAAUUAAAUUUACUGCGAUUCCGAACGAAAAAAUGCAACGGUUGUAUCUUAUCGAUACAUUUAAAAAUUAACUAGGGAGUUAUUUAUGUAUAAUACCUCUUAUAUAUUGUUUUAUGUGGCAACCAGUAAUAACGCCUUACUUAAUAACCAGCGCAUGCAUUAUAAUAUAAUGUUAUGUUUGGGUGAAUCGUUUGUUGUGCGUGCUGCAGACGUGGUACGGACGCUGCGGCAGAAAAUCAUUGCCGUUUGCCGGAAGCUGGGCAUCGGCGUGUGUCUGCGCACCGUAGUGUUGAUAUUUUGUCUCACGUUCUUCUGGGUACAGUUGCACAUGUCCGACGUAGCCGAUAACGAAGCUAUACAGAUACUGGCCAAGCCGGAUGGGCUGCUGGAUGCUAACGAUUCCAUGUUGCAACUGGUUCCGCAGCAUUUACACAAGUAUCUGGUGGCAUUGCAUCAACGCGAUCGUCCACAUCAAGCCAUACUGCCCGGAAACGCCAGCGAACACGUUGCGAACACGGCUACCAGUCUCAAUGCUUCCGAAAUUCGACGCCUGAUCGACCAACAAAAUUCCAAACAGGCUGUGUACAACGAGGACGUCUACGGCCCAUUACAAAACGAUUCUCUAGUCAUUGUUAUCCAAGUCCACACACGUAUCAUGUACCUCCGACACACCAUAGUAAGUUUGGCUCGAGCGCGGGGCAUCGAAAAUGCAUUGUUAAUAUUCAGUCACGACCAUUAUGACGAGCAAAUAAACGAACUAAUACAGAUGAUCGACUUUUGCAAAACCAUGCAAAUAUUCUAUCCAUAUUCCAUACAGACGAAUCCGUUUUCAUUUCCUGGCGAAUCGCCGGAUGAUUGCCCCAGAGACAUUACCAAAUCAGAAGCAAUCAAACGCAAGUGUAUCAACGCCAUGCAUCCGGAUCAAUACGGCCAUUAUCGAGAAGCAAAGUUUACCCAAACCAAACACCAUUGGUGGUGGAAAGCAAACAGGGUAUUCAACGAGUUGGAUAUUGUUAGUAAUUUCUCAGGUCCAAUACUAUUUUUGGAAGACGACCAUUAUGUAGCUGAAGAUUUUAUUUACAUGCUUAAGUUGAUGGUAAAAUCAUGCAGAGUGGCGUGCCCACAAUGUAGUAUAUUGUCGUUAGGAACCUACUUAAAGACGUACAAUUUUUAUGGAGAAGCAAAGAAGGAUAUUUUAAGGGUAAUACGUCGACAACAAAUAUUUGCAGCGGAAUUAACACCGCCAUCUUGGAGCUUUAAAAUAGUUCCUUCAUUUUCACAUUAUGAUAAGGCUGAAAUAUCUCAAUGGAUUAGUAGUAAGCAUAAUAUGGGUAUGGCAUACAAUCGUACAGUUUGGAAAAAAAUUGUUGAUUGUGCCGAUACAUUUUGCAAGUACGAUGAUUACAAUUGGGACUGGAGUCUACAGAGUGUAUCCAAUAAUUGCCUUAGCCACGAAUUUAAAGUGUUUGUCCUCAAAGCACCUCGAGUAUUUCACAUAGGUGAAUGUGGGGUUCAUCAUAAAAAAAGUUGUUUUGACAUGGCACUCAUUGCCAAAGUUCAAAAACUGCUUAGUUCGGUCUACAAAUAUCUAUUUCCAGAUAAGUUGGAAGUGACCUAUGCACCUAUCAAGAAAAAAGUACUGCGCAAAGGAAAUGGUGGCUGGGGUGAUAUACGUGAUCAUGAAUUGUGUUUGCGUUUGGUAAACCACCAAUGGUGACACUUAGCAGUUUUUAUUUAUAGCUUUAAAGAACUAGUUAAAGUUCCUAUAUAUGAUUAGAGUAUAGCCAUGAUGAGAAUUGUGUUUAUUAUGUUUAUGCCCUGAAUCAAGUCUUAUUAUAUUUAUUUUCUUGUUUUAUUAUUAUUCAUUUUUGUUCGUUUAUUAUUACUUUUUUUACUGUGUGAUUUACAUUUUUCAUAAUUUGUGUCUAAUACAUUGCCAUAAUCACGCUCAAAAUUUUUUAUUUAAACGUAGGACGUCAACUAUUAUAGGUUAUUUUUAAAGCUUGAUAACUAUUACAUUAUUUAUUUAAUGGAUUAUUAUAUGUAUUUAUAAUAUAUUUUAAAUAUUACUGUUGAUUUAACUAUUUGGCAUAAACUUACACACCAUUGAUGUUUUGAAGUAUACUGUGAGUGUAAUCAAUAAUUUUAUAUUGACAUAAAAAUAAAUUACUUGUGUAAUUUUUUUCUAUAAUUUUUAGAGUUGAUUUUAAAAUCCUACAUUAUGUUAUUUAUCUAUAAAAAUUCCGUUUUUGAAUUUGUAUUUAGUGUAUAACUUCAUUAUAAAUGUUGCCUAAAAUAAAAAAAAAGAUUGCAAUUUAUUUUAUGUAGGUAAAUAGUAAUCAUAAUGUACAACUGUGAAAUGAACUUUCUAGUCGUUUAAAGUCAAUGUAAAACUUUUAGUUAUGUUAAUUGCCUAAAUAGUAAUAGUCAUUAAAUUAAGUUUUAAAUGUGAUUGUCAUAUUAUUAUUUAAGAAUAAAGUAAAAAUUAAUUUAAUGUCUUCCAUAUACAGUGAAACUUGUUUAAGAUAGGUCCAUAUUAUAUGACCCAAACAUUUUUUAAAUAGAAAUUAUAUUUGAUCUGGUCAUUGUGGUAUUGAGAAUACUAUACUUGAUGAAUAUAAUACAAAAUUUUUUCUUUUUUUUUUUUUUUAAUACACUUCAUCGUUUUGGGAAAAUGACUCAAUCGGCAAAUCAAAUAUAAAUACAGACAAAACUUUAUGA
Messenger RNA from Sipha flava (yellow sugarcane aphid), 3494 nucleotides. RefSeq names its product alpha-1,6-mannosyl-glycoprotein 2-beta-N-acetylglucosaminyltransferase-like. The coding region runs from base 859 to 2490 and encodes 543 amino acids. Gene Ontology annotation, molecular function: alpha-1,6-mannosylglycoprotein 2-beta-N-acetylglucosaminyltransferase activity. The transcript is spliced from 10 exons. Gene Ontology annotation, cellular component: Golgi membrane; Golgi stack. The record is from RefSeq and is a predicted model, not a curated record. Gene Ontology annotation, biological process: oligosaccharide biosynthetic process; protein N-linked glycosylation. NCBI's taxonomy places the organism in Eukaryota, Metazoa, Arthropoda, Insecta, Hemiptera, Aphididae.